AUGGGGACCACAUGGUCGGGUGUCACCUUCGAGGAGGAGAUGCGAGCGGAAGUUCAGGAGGCUAUGUCCUCCGGUGGCCUUCCGAUGAAAUUUCCCAUGUGGCUGAUUCCUGGCUCGGUGCUGGCGAGAUUGGAGCACCCACUCUUGCCCCACGAGACGCUGUUACAACAAGGCAAACUAGUCAGGUGGGAGCCGGGACAUCCGCGCAAGGUCGUCUUCAUCAGUCACGAAUGGCUCGGCACGUAUCAUCCCGAUCCGGACUUCAAACAAUUCAAAGUGCUCCAGUCGGCUCUCGAGAAUCUUCGGACAGGCCUGGCACGAGUCCGGAAGGACACAGUCUCUGAACUCCUGCGUAUUCCUUUGCCAAUGCCCUCCGAUGCAGAACAGCGCAACUGCCUGGACUGGGAUUUCUGGUAUGACUACAUCAGCUGCCCACAGUUGAGUGUUGUGCCUGAUAUGGAAGCCAGCAUGGAAGAGAUGAGUGCCAGCAAAGGCGAACUUGCUGAUGCUAUUGCGAGCAUCCCCGCGUACUGCGACAAAGCUGAUUACACCAUUGUUUUGGCUCCUUCGCUUCUGCACAACGAGGCACGAAAAGUGUUGUCAACAAGCUCUUGGGGUAGUCGAGGUUGGUGCCGUGCAGAGCGCACUGCCACGGUCUUCUCUGAGGGCAGGAAAGCGUUGCUCGUGGUUUCAAGCCCUACUCGAAUGGCAAUCUCGGCAGGGCCUGAAUGGGUCACAAGCUGGCCUGGCCAGGGAAGGUUUACAGUCGAAGAGGACAGAAAGGUGCUGCAAGAGUUGACGGGAGAGCUCCUGGCGACAAAGUGCUCUAGCUUGCUGCGCAGCGGCCAGAGCCAUUGGCGAUUUUACCAAGCCUUGAAACCCAAAGCCCGUGGCAAGGCAGAAUUUCUGAAUGAAGACCUAGGCCACUUUCUUGAUCGAUACAGCCUUUUGGAUGCUCGCUCGGUCGUCGAAGGAAUGACCCCUCUGAUGCUGGCAAGCCUUGAGGGCAAUACUUCGGUCAUGAGGGAGCUGUUGAAGUCCAAAGCUGAAGUUGAUGAGCGCAUCUCUUGGAGGCUCCCUGAGGCUCAUAUUCACGGGACCGUUGUGACAGCACUUUCGAUGGCCGCGUCCUUAUCUUCCAAGGAGGCAGUUCUGGCUCUACUAGAUGCGCGGGCAUCCUUGGAUCUUCCUUCUGGUCUUAGUGGCGCAGGGGUGGUCGUGCAGGCUGCCUACUUUGGCAAUGCAUCGGUGCUUGGAACACUCAUCGAGAGGCGAGGAGACAUGAAUCAUCCGACCACUUUGGGUGGCAACGCGCUCCUGGCAGCAGCAGGAGCAUCGAAUGUCGACUGCACUCGAAUAUUGUUGGAGCAAAGGGCAGACCCAAAUUUCAUGAACUACAUCGGCUCCACAGCACUAUCCUUCAGUUGCCUUUUCAACACAGAUGCGGGACAUGCAGAGCUGUUGCUGCAAUCACGAGCAGACCCGAACCUGCGUGGCCUAGCUAAGAACUGCCUUUGGGCAACUGUUUGCUGGGCUUGCCAAAAGGCGAUCCAGAUGGGCAAUGCAACCUUAAUCCACUGGAACAUAGCCUUGUCGAACGGGGGCACGCCACUGCAUAUGGCUGCUCUGAACGGCAGCUUGCAGAUUGCCAUGCUUCUCAUGGAGCAUGAUGCGGAUGUGGAGGCCACCUGGGGAGACACUUUGCUAACUCCCCUCGAUUUGGCCAAGAGCCAGGAUCACCAGGAUCUCGUCGCGUGCCUGGAAACAGAACAGCGUCUGCGACGCGAUGUGCACGUUUAUGAAACUCAGAGAGUUUGA
Symbiodinium sp. CCMP2456 is the source of this 1818-nucleotide messenger RNA. The record is from the annotation of a GenBank genome assembly. NCBI's taxonomy places the organism in Eukaryota, Dinophyceae, Suessiales, Symbiodiniaceae.